AUGCGUCAAAUCAAGGAGCGGUGCUCUGUUCGAAUUUCAUGCUCCAUCGAUUUAAAGUUUGUAGUAAUAAGUUUUACCGUCAAUAAAAUGGCACCAAAAAAAAACAGAUAUUUCAAACAAUCAGCGGUAACGUCCUCUCAACAUCACCUAACCAUUGGUGAAGAUUUUACCAUGAGUGGAUACCGUUUGAAUACUCACACUGUCGCCCCUACACAUCCGUUAGGAGUCAAGCCAUCAGGAAACGCAUUACUUGAGGGAAACAAAGCCAAAGAUGAGGUUCAGAGGAGAAAGCUACUCGGAAAGUUCGACUAUUUGAACGAAGAAGCAUUAAUUUUCAUCAUAUCACUCCUAAAGACGCCACGAGAUCUGCUUAAUUUCGGACAUGCGUCGAGAAUUCUUUACGCCUACACCUAUAGUGAAGAUCUUUGGAGAAAGCUUUACGUCGACGAGUAUAUCCUCUUGGAGGAAAAUCUCAAAGAACCGAAUGCAGAAGUUUAUCCAUUUGGGUGCAGGAGUUGGAGAGGAACUUGGAGGAAGACUGUCUUAGGGUUAGACAGUGAGGCUUUGAUCCAUGCGCAUGAUUUAGUGUUUUCAGACUACUUGUACAGACCGUACCAGUGUUCUCAAAUCGAUUUCGAACACUUAUUUCGAAAAGUCAUUAAUAAUGAGCAAGCACUUCGAGACCAAAACAAACCUCAAAGUUACGGUUUAGGCGUUGAGAGAAUUGAUGAAGAACAUUUUACUUUGAGCGCUUUCGAAAAGCAUUAUGUGGAUAAGCCAUUUAUUUUACAAAGCAAAAGUGCAUCAAAUAGAUGGCCGAGCUGGACCAUGGAGAAUCUUCUGAGUCAAUUUGCAUCGACACAUUUCCGGCAGGAGGCUGUGAAGUGGCCAUUGUCAGUUUACGCGGAUUACUUUAAACGAAAUUGCGACGAAUCACCACUAUACCUUUUUGAUUGCAGUAGUGAAGCUAUUCGCCAGUUACAGAAAGAGUACGAAGUUCCUAAGGUAUUUCAGAAUGACCUUUUCAAAGUUUUUCAAAACGGUGAUAUCCGAUGCAGGCCUGACCAUCGGUGGCUCAUAGCCGGACCUCAAGGAAGUGGCUCAACUUUUCACAAGGAUCCCAAUUACACAAGCGCUUGGAAUGCAGCACUGUCUGGGAAAAAGCUGUGGGUUAUGCUGCCUCCUAAUGUGAGCCCUCCAGGUGUUUCGACUGACGAGGAAGAAGAGGAAGUGACAUCUCCUGUUGGUGUAGCAGAAUGGGUUUUAUCAGGCUUCUAUAAUGAUGCUGUGAAACUAGCAGAGGAUGGAAAGUGCUUUAUAACGGUCACAUUCCCAGGUGACUGCAUAUAUGUCCCUUCAGGCUGGUGGCACACCGUUAUAAACCUGACUGAUUCUGUCGCAUUAACGGAAAACUUUGUACCGAGUCCAGUGCUACCCAAGGCUCUGCAUUUCUUCAGCUCCAAGAGAUCUCAGAUCUCAGGAUUUCAUCAUAAGGACACUUUGUGCGCGAUUGUCAACUUUCUGAGGUCGCAUGAAGCGGGGGAGGACGAGGAAUCGGCACGUAACUUUCAGAAACUUCAGAAAUUUAAAGCAGCAUGCGCCGAUCUUGAGUUAGAUAACAGUGAUUGCGGCCUCUCCGAUGGAAAUGCAGAAAUACCAGUUUACGAGUUUUUCGUAGAGCUAUUGAGAGCUUCAAAAUUUGGAGAUAGUUUACCUAGCGCUUUGGAAGAAUCUAAUGAGUUGAGACUGCAAGCUGCGAAAGAAAAGCAGAAGGAUGCAGCUCAGGCUCUGAAGACAUCAGAGAUUUGGACAAACCUAGCAUCAGAAUCCGGCACGGCCUUUAGUUUCGGUUUCACCACGGAAUAA
This is a messenger RNA of Lachancea sp. 'fantastica', 1866 nucleotides long. The record is from the annotation of a GenBank genome assembly. NCBI's taxonomy places the organism in Eukaryota, Fungi, Ascomycota, Saccharomycetes, Saccharomycetales, Saccharomycetaceae.